AUGUCGUUCAAUAAUAGUUUCAAUCCUUCAUGUAAUGUGAAAACUGAGCCUGGUUUGGUGUCAGCGGAUGCUGAAUACGAAACAUUUCCAUUGAAAGCCCUCACACAGGAAGAACUAGAAGAAACAAGGUACCACGUCUUGAAAUUCCACAGUGUGAAGAAGAUCGACCCGGCAAAAGAUUUUGAACGGCCAACAAGACUACAUAGAAAGGAUCCAAAGAACUUACAAUUUCAGAUGUCACUAAAAGAGUUGGAGCAAAAGAAAGUCCGGGAUGCAGAAAAAGAACAAGAGCAGAUAGCUAAAAGGAAAGAGUAUAUUGCAAAAACAGGUAAAACAGAGUUGACUGACGAGCAAAUCGAUGAGGAGAUAGAGGUUGAAGGUUUGGAUGAGAGAGAUCGUAAGAUAUACGAAGAAAAGAAAAAGAAGGAAAAGGAAAUUCAAGAAAAGGAGGAGGAAAGGAACAGACAGAUGCAACUUGUUGCACCAGAUGGGGGUGCUAGAAAAUCCAAGAAGCAAGUGAUUAAAAAGAGGACUAAACAGGUUAAAGUAUACAACGAAGCCAAGCGGAAACUAAGGUAUGAAGAAUUUUAUCCAUGGGUGUUAGAAGAUUACGAUGCUAAACAAGCUUGGGUUGGUAAUUACGAAGCUGGCCUACAUGACAAUUAUUGUAUGCUGAUUUUAGAUCCUGUAACAAAAUGCUUCAAGUUAGCACCAGUUGAGAAAUUUUAUAAGUUCACCUCAAGAAAUAAGUAUGCAACAUUGACGCUAGAAGAAGCGGAAGCCAAGAUGAAACAAGGAAGUUCAGGUCAACGUUGGCUAAUGAGGAAAAUGUUGGAUGAAGUUGAGACCGGUAAAAGAGUCGAUUUGAGAUAUAGAAAAAUUGCUAACCUAAAAGUGGAUGGCGACGCACUUGGCGAUGAUGAAAAAAGGUCCGAUGAAGAUGAAGACCUGGAUUUUGAUGAUGAAUUUCAAGAUGACGAAGAAGCACCAAUUAUGGAGGGCCCUGAUGAGGAAAAGAAGUUGAUUGAGAACAAGGUGAAGAAGGAAAUGUUAAGUGCCAAUAACUUGAUCGAGAAAGUUCCAGUUGAUGAAGAAAGUGAUGAGGAUUUAGAUGAUUUGUUCGAAGUGAAAAAGGAAGAUAAGGAAAGUAAAAAAUUAAGAAAAGCACUAAGUAAGAACGCAAUGAAUGAGGUUUACGCUAGUGACGACGACGAAUCAGAAAACCCCUACCUAUCGGAGAGUGAAGUGGAAAGCGAAGAAGAGAACCAAAAAGAGAAGGAGGAAGAAGUUAAAGUUAAAGUUGAAAGCGAUGAUGAGGUAAAUAUCAAGAUGAAACCAGCUGAUGAGACCCAAUUUUCCAGCCCAGCCUGGAAAAGAAAUAAGUCUAUUUAUAUUUCUGGUUAUCGAGGUGGCUUCCUUACUAUCAAAGCUACAGAGAAGAUUUUGUCACAAUUUACGCAUGGUGAAUGGAAUCCGAGAACUGCUAUCCGUAGAGAUUUGACAGAAGAUAGGCUAGGUCAGGAACAUGAGGUCAACACAACAGAGACAGAUCCAAAUAAGCUGACUCGCGCUGACAUAGAUGCCCUAUUAGUUAACGGACCAAUCGAUCUGUCGGUUAUGGUCAAGGCAUUGCGUGGAAAAAUGCAUAAAGAUCCGAACUCUAAAGAUACUCUAAAACAGAUUCUAAAAGAGCACUUUAUCUUGAAGAACAAACAAGUCCAUCCUAAAGAAUAA
This is a messenger RNA of Pichia kudriavzevii, 1734 nucleotides long. RefSeq lists its product as uncharacterized. Gene Ontology annotation, biological process: transcription initiation at RNA polymerase II promoter; positive regulation of transcription elongation by RNA polymerase II. Bases 1 to 1734 code for a protein of 577 amino acids. The record is from RefSeq and is a predicted model, not a curated record. The transcript has a single exon. Lineage: Eukaryota; Fungi; Ascomycota; Pichiomycetes; Pichiales; Pichiaceae. Gene Ontology annotation, cellular component: nucleus; transcription factor TFIIF complex. Gene Ontology annotation, molecular function: RNA polymerase II general transcription initiation factor activity; DNA binding; TFIIF-class transcription factor complex binding.